UCGCAAAAACAGAAUGAGGCCGCAUCGCGCAUCGCCACAGUUGGGACGGAACGAGACGGGACAGGCAGAGCGAGCGAGGGAGCAAGACCAAGACAGAGACCGAUUCCGACCUAAACCGAGUUGCUACCGAGUCGAGUCGAGUCGAGUCCAUGGCUGUGCAGCAGCAGAGACGCAUUUGCGUUGGAACAAUCGUCAGGGACAGUGGACUAGUGAAGGAGGCACCAGAGCAGAGCUGCUGCUGGGCAUUGUCAGUGGAAUAGAAUUGAAUUGAAUUUGGGUUGGCAACAGAGUCCCAAGGGUGCAGGUCGGUCGGUCAUUCAUGGCGGCUGUCCGUCCAUCCAGAACUCCUGCAGCAGUUUUCCAACCACUCUGAUUGAAAGUUUCCGUGUGCGGCAUUAAUUGAAAGUGGCAGGCAGUCGGUCGGUCGGUGGUGGGUGGUUUUGGUUGCAACAAGUAACGCGAGGCACGGUUGUUGGUACGUGGCACUCCCACUCACUGACUCUCUGCCACUCGCUGUGACCUUGGCCUGGUUCGAAAGAGGGGCAACGAGAGAGAGGGCGAGAGAGAGAGAGCACAGCAACAGCAGCAGCAGCAGUACAGGCCACUUGGCUUAAUUGCAUUUGCCGUCAUCGCACAUGGUCGAGGAGGUCAGCUGCCUGAGACAGACUGGCAGCAGCAUCGGCAUUGUCGUCGCUAUGCCCAGCCCAAGCGUAUCGAAUACAGGAAACGCAGGUGUAGCAGCAGCACCCACCACAGUGGUCCCCUCCACUGGUGGCAUACAUCAUCAGACGCAUCAGCAGCAUCAGCAUCAACAGCAGCAGCAGCAGCAGCAACAUCAUCAUCAACCUCAUCAGCCGCAUCAGCAGCAGCACCACCACCAACAGCAGCAGCAGCAGCAGCUCCAUCAUCAUCCGCAGCAGCAGCAACCACACCAACAGCAGCAGCAGCCACAUCAUCAGCUUUCCGGAAAUAUGAGCUUGCUGAGUGUCAAGGGCGGACGCUAUUUGUGGACAGAUCGGGAGCUGUUGAUGCAUUUACAGAACUACACGCCGUUGAUUCUGCUGAUCGACUUUGUGGAGAAGACACGCACCAAACGCUUCUACGAGAACUCCGAACGCUACGAGAUACUCAUGCUGGUGUUUAUCAUGCGGAAGGGGGCGCCGUUCUGUGAGAAUAAACGCUUUCCGGGUGAAUACUGGGUGAAUCUGUCGGUGGGCCCAAUUGCCGAGGCAUUCGAUCGCCUGCAGGCGGCCAUCGAUAUACCCGAUCCACAGCUGCCCAUCCACAUGAGUGUGACGGAUCUGACCAGCUGGAAGCAGAUGUUCGAUGUUGCCAUGAUGGAUAUCCGACGGUUUGCCUACUACACGGACCCCUUACAGCUGGCCGAUGCCGGUGUCUAUAAUCGGAUCACAUUUGAGCAGCGUUUUGGUAUGCAGUGGCAGGAGUAAAGUAAGGAUCCAAAGUAUUAAACAAAAAGAAACACACACACAUCACAUAGUGGUUGAAUUAUUGCGUUAAUAAAUAUAAAUAAAUAGAUAUGCAUAGUGGAAUUAAACAGAACUGUGCCUUCUCCCACAACACCACCACCACCACCCCCUGUAGUACCAUAGCCACACUUUCUUUCAAUUCGGAAAGCACAACACACACACACACACCCCUCUGGAUAUCUGGUAGUUGUCUAUUGUAAUCAAUGCUUUAAUAAACAUUACUGUUCUACUGUUGCAAAUCAAAGGAAAUCUCGCAUAA
This is a messenger RNA of Drosophila subobscura, 1746 nucleotides long. RefSeq names its product alpha-protein kinase 1. Bases 636 to 1448 code for a protein of 270 amino acids. The transcript has a single exon. NCBI's taxonomy places the organism in Eukaryota, Metazoa, Arthropoda, Insecta, Diptera, Drosophilidae. Gene Ontology annotation, molecular function: structural molecule activity. The record is from RefSeq and is a predicted model, not a curated record.